AUGUUGAAUUUCUAUAUUUUGAACUUCAUACUGCUAUCAAUGUCAAUGAAUAUAGUUAUGCCAUUUGUCAUCGACAAUUCCACUAACUCUACUGUUGUUGAAACUAGUGGACAGCAAGAUUCUCAUUCGUUGUAUUAUGAUUACGAUGCGAACAAGAUCAAUGGUCAUCCUAUAAGAGGUGUCAAUAUAGGUGGGUGGUUGUUACUAGAACCCUAUAUUACUCCAUCACUAUUCGAAGCAUUUAGGACUAAUCCAAAUAAUGACAACGGUAUUCCUGUUGAUGAGUAUCAUUUCUGUCAGUAUUUAGGGUUUGAUGAGGCUAAGAAAAGGCUAGAACGGCAUUGGUCGACGUUUUAUCAGGAGAGUGAUUUUGCUAAUAUAGCAUCAAACGGGUUCAAUUUGGUAAGAAUCCCAAUAGGUUACUGGGCAUUUAGCAAAUUGGACACGGAUCCAUAUAUCACAGGUAUUCAAGAAUCUUAUCUUGAUAACGCAAUCCAAUGGGCUAAGAAGUAUAAUUUAAAAGUUUGGAUCGACUUACAUGGUGCGGCAGGAUCUCAAAAUGGAUUUGAUAACUCUGGUUUGAGAGAUGCAUAUAAUUUCUUGGAUGACUCGAAUUUAAGUGUCACAAGGAAAGCACUAAACUAUAUUAUGUCUAAAUAUUCGCAAGAUGAAUAUUUAUCGACCGUGAUUGGGAUUGAAUUAUUAAAUGAGCCACUGGGUCCUGUCAUAGAUAUGAAUAAAUUGAAAAAUAAUUUUUUGAUGCCAUCAUAUAACUAUGUGAGAUAUGAACUUUCCACGAACCAAGUGAUUAUUAUUCACGAUUCAUUUCAAGCAUAUCAUUAUUGGGACAAUUUUAUGACAGUUGAACAAGGAUUUUGGGGGGUAGUAGUAGACCAUCACCAUUAUCAAGUGUUCUCGCCAGGUGAACUCUCUAGACCUUUGGACGUAAAGAUCAAGACGGCUUGUGGGUUAGGUUAUUCUAUGAAAAACGAAUACCACUGGACUAUAAUGGGUGAAUUCUCAGGAGCAUUAACAGAUUGUACGAAAUGGCUGAAUGGUGUAGGAAGGGGUGCAAGAUAUGACGGUAGUUUCUUUGUAGACAAUCCUCAACUUCAUCGAUUGGGAAGUUGUGCGAACAACGAUGAUAUAUCUCAUUGGUCUAAGCAUCGUAAAGAAAACACAAGAAAAUUCAUAGAAGCUCAAUUAGAUGCAUUUGAAAUGAGAGAUGGAUGGAUUUUCUGGUGCUACAAAACUGAAGAUAGCAUCGAAUGGGAUGCUGGCAAGUUAAUCAAGUAUGGAAUUUUCCCGCAACCACUGACUAGCCGUAAAUAUCCAGAUCAAUGUAAUAUUAUGUAA
Vanderwaltozyma polyspora DSM 70294 is the source of this 1356-nucleotide messenger RNA. Its product is annotated as glycoside hydrolase family 5 protein. The transcript has a single exon. The record is from RefSeq and is a predicted model, not a curated record. Gene Ontology annotation, biological process: glucan catabolic process. NCBI's taxonomy places the organism in Eukaryota, Fungi, Ascomycota, Saccharomycetes, Saccharomycetales, Saccharomycetaceae. The coding region runs from base 1 to 1356 and encodes 451 amino acids. Gene Ontology annotation, molecular function: glucan exo-1,3-beta-glucosidase activity. Gene Ontology annotation, cellular component: extracellular region; cell surface.